Perkinsus marinus ATCC 50983 is the source of this 1296-nucleotide messenger RNA. RefSeq lists its product as hypothetical. The transcript has 2 exons. The record is from RefSeq and is a predicted model, not a curated record. Bases 1 to 1296 code for a protein of 431 amino acids. Gene Ontology annotation, molecular function: zinc ion binding; nucleic acid binding. NCBI's taxonomy places the organism in Eukaryota, Perkinsozoa, Perkinsida, Perkinsidae.
AUGUUGUGGGUCCAGUUUGCCUGCACCCUUCUUCUGGUUCUACCCCCCACUCUGCCCCGAGCGGAGGGGAAGGGCCCUCGGACCCCCUUGGUGCGUCGCGAUCCUGAGGAGGCAGCUCAGGAGGCCUAUGACGAGUUCAUUCGUGCUGAGUUGGGUGAGGCGGCGGCUAAUCAGGCGGCCGAAAUGGCGAGGCAUUCAGUUGAAGAGUAUAACCGCGUGCUAGAGGAAAGGUCACCCCCUCAAGCGGCCCUGACACUAAAGCAUCAAAGUAUGGUUACUGAGGAGGCUGAGGACAACAAGCAGGCCGAGUUAUCACAGACGAAAGACAUGUUGGCGCCCCUCCUCACUGGUCAGACGUUGCAAGUGGUGACCGCCCAGAUGCCGGAGAGAUAUGAUGGGGUCUCCGACCUGCGGAUCUGGUUCCGAAGGUUUGAGGCAGAUGCCAGGGCGGCCGGUUGGAACGAGCACAUGAUGGCCGAGAGACUGGGUAGAUUCUUCAGGGAUUCCUAUUUUGACACGUGGGACGAGAAUGCUGGCAAGAAGGACUUCGCUGCUGAUCGGGAGAUGAUGUUACAACUCUUUGACCUGAUUCGUCCCGACGAGGCCUUGGAGAAGUUCCACGCCUUAUCUUGGGACGGGAAGGGUCAUGUCAGUCAGUUCAUGGCCAUCUUGAAGCGGGCCCUGGAGGAGUACGACAAGAUGUUACCGGCGGAGGAGAAGCUUCCCCCUUUGGUUAAGAUUCGUAUGUUGUUGGAUCGGCUCAUUGCCUGUGCCCCGGAGGGAGCCAGGCCGGUUCUGAGAAGACGUCGACCUAAGGGUAUAACUGAGGUCUGCCAGAUUAUAGAAGAUUACAGAGGGAAGCAGUCUCGGACGGCCAAGCAUGCUGCGGCGGCUGUGUCCGAGGAUGAGCAUGGGUGCCCCGGGGCGGUGGCACAACCUUCCCCAGACAAGGACAAGCAGUUGGCUUCGCUUAUCGAAUCUCAGACUAAGGCUAUCAACGCUAUGCAUACUUCGCAGAAUGCCCUGCUUGGGUCCCUGGAGGAUAUCCUCAAGGCUCAACAAGACCCUGGUCGUAAGGAUAAGGACAUGCGUGCAGGACUCACGCAGCCCAGGAGACAGCUGGUGCCGUGCGGGAUCUGUGAAGGGAAGCAUGCAUCCUAUAACUGUCCUCAUAAGAAGUGCAGUGAGGGUUGCUUCAUCUGUGGUUCUAAGGCACACUUGUCCCGCUCGUGUCCUGAGCGCCCAGCUCUGCUGGAGAAGAUUAAGAAGGGUGAGAUGCCGGAACAGGGAAAUUAG